Molecule: messenger RNA, 204 nt
Organism: Phaethon lepturus (White-tailed tropicbird)
Lineage: Eukaryota; Metazoa; Chordata; Aves; Phaethontiformes; Phaethontidae
Gene: CDC42SE1
Product: CDC42 small effector 1
Exons: 3
Biological process (GO): regulation of Rho protein signal transduction
Cellular component (GO): plasma membrane
Molecular function (GO): small GTPase binding
Source: RefSeq, a predicted model, not a curated record
AUGAGCGACUUCUGGCACAAACUGGGCUGCUGCGUCGUAGAGAAGCCACAGCCUAAGAAGAGGAGGAGACGGAUCGACCGCUCCAUGAUCGGGGAGCCCAUGAACUUCGUCCACCUGACACAUUCCUGGCUUUUUCAGCCCAAACUUGAACUGCCUGAUCCCCCAAACGGCGGCGAAGCCAACCUCGAGCGCUUUAACCCCGCG